Molecule: messenger RNA, 516 nt
Organism: Wallemia ichthyophaga EXF-994
Lineage: Eukaryota; Fungi; Basidiomycota; Wallemiomycetes; Wallemiales; Wallemiaceae
Exons: 1
Coding region: 1-516 (171 amino acids)
Source: RefSeq, a predicted model, not a curated record
AUGUCGUCUGAAGUAGACCUAAACGAGCUGCAGGCGCAAAUAAGUUUGUCGCUGGGUACAAUACGUGAAAUGACAUCUGGAUGGCAGAAGCCGUCGCGCUCAGCUGGCAGUACGUCCAUUGCAGCCAGUGCGCCCAAGCAGGACGACUUGACGGAGUGGAUGUCGAGGCCCAGUAGGCUAGGACUAGGAGCGGCACCAGCGCAGACAAGUGUUCCUACUGUUGAUGCAAAGCUGCAGCGUAAAUUGACACAGAAAACGCCCAAGGAUGGCAGUAAAUCUACUAAGAGUGAUGGCGAAGACGCCAAAGACAACGCCAACGACGAUGAGGACGAGGGAUCUAGAUAUACAAAUACAUCCGCAUCAAUGGCCAACAAGAAAAAGAGCAGCAUCAAGUCUUAUCUCGACAAACCACAUUCUGCUAAGAAGGCGGUUGUCGGUGUCGAUCCCAACGUGCAACUAUCUAAGAAACAGCGUAAGAAGCUCAACAAGAAGCUCAGAGAGCAGCAGCAAAAGUAG